This is a messenger RNA of Arctia plantaginis, 2190 nucleotides long. NCBI's taxonomy places the organism in Eukaryota, Metazoa, Arthropoda, Insecta, Lepidoptera, Erebidae. The record is from the annotation of a GenBank genome assembly.
AUGAAGAGAAGUUCGUCAAGAGACAGUAUGCCGCGAUCGAAAAGAACUCGCAGUAGCAUAGGUCGGUAUGACGAUAGUUCUGAUGAGCGUGUCACCCCUGAGAGGGUGCGGCGCCGGGUGCGCUCACCAAGUCCCCGCGGUCGGUACGUUUCUCCACAUCGCGAUGAUUAUGUGCGCUCCCGUGAUGUUAGAGAGGAUUCUGUGCGUCCUUAUUACAAGGUACUAUGUGUUAGUGCGUUACACCCUAAAGCUUCGGAUGAUAUUGUCAAAGAUACGUUGUACAGAGAAUACAAGAAAUUCGGUGACUUCAGUAUUAAAAUAUCUCAUGAAUUAGACGAAAGAGUUGCCUAUGUAUGCUUCAGAAGUGCUGAGGAUGCAAGAGAUGCCAAACAUGCUAAACCCCGUAUAAUUUUGUAUGAUAAAGUUGCUAUAGUUGACCCCGUGUAUGAACCUGUUCGUGCAGAAUAUAGAAGCCGGCCAAGAAGCAUGACGCCACCAGAUUAUGACCGUCCUUAUUCCUAUGCCUGGUCUCCAGUGCCUGAAAGGCGUAGGCCACCUCCUGAUGAUAGGGCUUAUGGUAUUCCACCAACUGUCCCACCGCAUCACAGAGAUUUUCGUCCUCCAAUGCAUGAGUAUCCUAUGGCAGGUCCCCAUGGUCCUCCAAUGCACCAUAGACCACCCAUGCAUCACCCGCCUCAUCCUCAUUACAUGCCGCGUCCAUACAUGCCUCGACCGCAUCAUCCUCCAUUUGAAAAAAUUGAGAAUAAGAAAGAUAAAUUUCCCAAUUACUUACACCACGUCCAGCCAGAAGAUGAUCCACUAGCUACUAGGACUCUCUUUGCGGGUAACUUAGAAAUUAAUAUAUCUGAUGAAGAGCUCCGCCGUAUCUUUGGUCGCUAUGGGAUUGUUGAAGACAUUGAUAUUAAACGUCCCCCUCCUGGCACUGGCAAUGCAUUUGCUUUUGUUCGUUAUCAGACAUUAGACAUGGCUCAUCGAGCUAAAGUAGAACUUUCUGGACAAUAUAUUGGCAAAUUCCAAUGCAAAAUAGGAUAUGGUAAAGCUACGCCAACUACCCGUGUUUGGGUUGGUGGUUUAGGCCCUUGGACUUCUGUAGCUCAGCUGGAGAGGGAAUUUGAUAGAUUUGGGGCAAUCAAAAAAAUUGAAUAUGCUAAAGGGGAACCUCAUGCAUACAUUUUGUAUGAUUCUAUAGAUGCCGCUCAGGCUGCUGUAAAAGAAAUGAGAGGUUUUCCUCUUGGUGGUCCUGAAAGACGACUUCGCAUUGAUUUUGCUGAUGUCGGGACUGGGGGUCCAUACAGACCAAAGCCUUAUGCACCACCAGUUGGUGAAGAUGGUAGGCCUGUAGAGGGGUAUGAGGGAUAUGAAGCUUGGGAUGAAAAUUAUGCUUAUGGCACACCUGGAUACAGAGGCAGAGGAGGUCAUCGUGGCAGAGGGCGAGGAAUGUAUAGAGGUGUAUAUCAUGGUGCAGGCGAUUAUCGUGACGAAGAGUGGAGGCGCGCCCCUGCUGACGCAGAAUACGAAGGAAGGACACGUCGAUCUGGAUCACGAGAGCCUGGAGUCGAUCGAUCUCGUUCACGAUCACCACGGCGUCGUUCCCCAGACAGCGAUUCAGAUGGAUCACCACGCCGAAGUGGUGGCAUGCUAGCUUCUGCUAGAACACUUCCUGAAGUUGUACGCAAGGCAACCACAGUGUGGAAUGGAGCACUAAUUUUGAAAAACUCUCUGUUUCCUACAAAGUUCCAUUUGACUGAUGGAGAUUCCGAAAUCAUUGAUAGCCUCAUGAAAGAUGAGGAUGGCAAGAAUCAACUUAGAAUAACACAGAGACUACGACUUGAUCAGCCAAAAUUAGAUGAUGUCCAGAAGCGUAUUGCCACAUCCAGCUCUCAUGCUAUAUUUUUAGGAGUAGCAGGUUCGACAGCUUCUAUUACUAAUGAAGAUGCUAGUAUUCAAACUAGACCAAUGAGAAAUUUGGUUUCCUACUUGAAACAAAAAGAAGCUGCUGGUGUAAUAUCCCUCUUGAACAAAGAGACUGAAGCUACUGGUGUUUUAUAUUCUUUUCCACCCUGUGAAUUUUCCACUGAGCUUCUAAAGAGGACAUGUCACAAUCUUACAGAGGAAAGUUUAAAAGAAGACCAUUUGGUGAUUGUAGUGGUGCGUGGAGGUUCUGCGUAG